UAGCAGCUAUCCGCUGCCCCGGGACCCGCGCCGGCAGUGCGCAGAAUAAACGUGCAAAGACACCAGCGUACCGUACACGCAGCUGCAUCCGUGCCCGUGAGCGGUGCGGAGCCUGUGUCCCAAGGGCCAGAUAUUAUGACCACCCCAGACGCCGACGAUGCCUCGCCCUCGCCCGAGUACAGCGGCGACCAGGACGGCGCAGACAUGGCUGACCAGAACGACCUCCGCGCCUCCAGCGAAGCCUCGCCCAACACCACCCCGUCCAUCAUGUCCAAGGCGAAUGCAAAGGACCCGCUGCGGCCCAGGAGGAAGAAGGCACGGCGGGCCUGCUUUGCGUGCCAGCGGGCACAUCUGACUUGUGGCGAUGAACGGCCCUGCAGCAGGUGUGUCAAGCGCGGCCUGCAAGAUGCCUGCCAGGACGGCGUGCGCAAGAAGGCCAAAUAUCUCCACGACACGCCUAACGAGGCUCUCAUGCCGGGCGUGGGCGGGCACUACCCUCACAUCAAUGGUAACCAAACAUCUACAACUGGACAAGUAUCUCUGCCUGACACGCCUGUCUCUGCUCAACGAGGCACUUUCUUUGCCCAGCCUCAGCCGGGCAACUUCAACAUGUACCAGCAGCCGCCUCAGCAUGGCCAACUUCCUCAGCAUAUCCCCGAAGGCCCCCCUAUCGGCUCUUUCAACGGUCAGCAGACGCCCAUAUCCCCCACCUUUGGCCAGAACCCACAGCAAAGUCCGCCGAUUCAGACGAUACCGAAUUCUCAAGUAUCCCAGGCCAACGCAUCGCAAAUGCACAACUUCGGCGGGCCACUAUUCGAUCCCAGCGACCCUGCGUUGUUCAAUUUCGACAUUGCGAGCUUGAACUUCGGAAAUCAUUACGGUGCUCUGGAGUUUGGGAUGCUUGGUCACAUGUCGUCAGGAGCUGCUGACACACCACCCAGCGACAACAAUCUGAUGAACCCGCUAAAUCAAGCGGCCAACAUGUAUGGACCUCAGAUGUCGGGCGGAUACGCUGAGAAUGCAGCGGCCUCGGUAAUGGCCCCUGGCGCUCUACCAUAUCAAACGGACGGUCUUUCGAAUUCCGAUUGGCAGAACUCACAAUCAAGGCAUAACAGCAUUGCGCAGAUCCAAACGCCCCACAACACACCAAUGUCCGCCAACUUGGACAACAUUCAACGUCAUGAUAGCACUACUGGCCUCCCCCAUGCGUAUGCGAUUGGCCAAGGUCCUAGCAGUCUAUCAACAUCGAGUCCUGCAUCUAAUGCAGCGGAUCUUGGUUCAAACUUCGACAACGGACCUAUGUCGCCUGCUACCUUUUUCGUAAACCCGAACGGUGCUCAAAGGCCGUCACAUCAGAACUACACCCGCCAGCAAAUACAGCAAGCUCAACAACAUCAGCAACCACAUCAGCAGCCCGCUCAAUCGCCAUCCCAGUCUCGGCAAAGCGUGGCACUUCAGCCAAUACAGUCCAAUGCCAUGACGCGAAAACGGCGGCGCGAUACAAACUACAUCUAUGAAGGUAUCAAGAAGCCGUAUCCGUACAGCAUGUCGUUCCACCGGGUGAUGGGCGACGUAGCCACUCGGAUCUCUAAAGACAAGCAAGCCCGGAUCGGAAAAGCCAUGGCCACAUUCCGGCCCUCUUUCGUGGCCUGCUCGAAAGAACUCGACGAAAACGACCUCAUCUUCAGCGAGAAGAAUCUCCAACGGCAACUCUUAACCCUCGAGGACUCCAUCGACCACCUUGGCACCCCGACUCUUGUCCUGCGUCGCACAGGCGAGGUGGUGGCGCUCGGAAAGGAAUUCACCAUCCUCACCGGCUGGCCCCGUGAAGUCCUGCUCGGCAAAAACCCGAAUCUCAACGUCAAUUGGGGCAACAGUCCGAACGCGAGUGGCAGUUCUACGCGCAUGACGCGCUCACCUUACAUUCUUCCGGGCAAGAACCCAGACGACGAAGACAACGGCCCCCGCCCCGUCUCCAUCGUUGAGCUCAUGGACGAAGACUCCGUCGUGCAAUUCUACGAAGACUACGCCACCAUGGCCUUCGAAGACUCACGAGGAUCAAAGAGCCGCUGCGUGAAUUUCCUGAAGUAUCGCACGAAAGAAGACAUGAUGCGGUUCGAGGAGCUGGCGAAGCAUGACGAGAAGAACGGGAACGGGAAUGGGCAUUCGGGCGGAGGCAAGGGGGAGACGGUGGUGAAGACGGAGAACGCGAUCCACAACGAGGCGGGCAUGUACAAGCUGGGCCAGAAGGAGGGGAUGGUCAAGUGCAUGUGUGUGUGGCAUAUCCGGCGGGACAACUUUGAUAUGCCGAUGUUGAUUGUGAUGAAUAUCUUGCCGUGGAUCUGAGUAUCUUCUGUUCGAUUUUCAAUAUCGACGCGCCUAAGCCACACCACACUAUUCCGGCAAGACAAGUCGAGCCCGGGUUUCCAACACGGCAUUCACAAAAACACGAAAGGUCCCUGAAGCACUCCUAGGCCUCUACCUGCCUGCCCUACCUCAUAUCCCGAAGUUCCGAAAAAGGCAUCCCUCCACCAGAGACCCGGUUCCGGGCCUUAGUCAGACUUUUUAUCAUU
This is a messenger RNA of Mytilinidion resinicola, 2573 nucleotides long. RefSeq lists its product as uncharacterized. Gene Ontology annotation, cellular component: nucleus. The record is from RefSeq and is a predicted model, not a curated record. Gene Ontology annotation, molecular function: zinc ion binding; DNA-binding transcription factor activity, RNA polymerase II-specific; RNA polymerase II transcription regulatory region sequence-specific DNA binding. NCBI's taxonomy places the organism in Eukaryota, Fungi, Ascomycota, Dothideomycetes, Mytilinidiales, Mytilinidiaceae. Bases 136 to 2346 code for a protein of 736 amino acids. Gene Ontology annotation, biological process: regulation of DNA-templated transcription; cellular response to starvation. The transcript has 3 exons.